AUGAGAAGCUCUGGCCUUCGAGUUCCGACAAUAUUUCGGGCUUUUGCAAACCAAAAUGGUGGAUUCGAGAUGGUUGGGUUUCAGGUGAAAGACAUCUAUAAUGCAAUUGAGAAGCAAAGAAGAGCUGGAGCAAGCGACACGGAUAAUGCACUCAAGUAUUUACAAAUGUUGAAGAGGCGUGACCCCUGUAUGUUUUGGAAGUAUUCGUUGGAUGAACAACGGAGGCUCCACAAUAUAUUUUGGUGUGAUGGUGCAAGUCAGUAUGAUUUCAAUGUUUUCGGAGAUGUUAUGGGGUUUGAUGCAACGUACGGGAGGAAUAAGUACAAAUGUCCCCUUGUGAUAUUCUCUGGCGUGGAUCACCACAUGCGCACUGUUGUGUUUGGAUGCGCAGUUCUCUCAAAGGAAGGGGAGGAAAGCUAUGUGUGGUUGCUUCGGGCAUUUCUGGAGGCCAUGAAAGGAAAGGCUCCUAAGUCCGUUAUUACCGACGGUGAUCAAGCCAUGAAGAGUGCGAUCAAAGCUGUAUUUCCAGAAGCACAUCAUUGA
Molecule: messenger RNA, 543 nt
Organism: Arachis duranensis
Lineage: Eukaryota; Viridiplantae; Streptophyta; Magnoliopsida; Fabales; Fabaceae
Product: protein FAR-RED IMPAIRED RESPONSE 1-like
Exons: 1
Coding region: 1-543 (180 amino acids)
Source: RefSeq, a predicted model, not a curated record